AUGUAUAGGUUAUUUCAAUCCCGAUCAAUAAUCCAGUUGAAGCCAUCAGAUGUUGAAUUCCUUGAGAAGUUCCACGAGAGUGAGAACUCGGUGUAUCAUAACCGAGGCCCGUCUGCAUUUAAUAACCCUGACCGCGAACUCAACCUCUUUGUUUCUGAGUCCACCACAUACCAUCGAAUGCAAUCAAAGGGUCCGUGGGAGACGGGCGUUAUUCCAUCCUUCUAUGGGACGAUUCAAGACAUUCAGCCACUGCCGCCAUAUGUUAUUUUUAUCGAAUAUAUUCAAAGUCUGCAAACGAUAAGCUUAUCCAACUUUUCAGAACAGCACCUGGCUAAGAUCCGCCAGAUUCAAGACGAGAUUCACGAGGCAUAUGUUCUCCAUGACGAACUGUUGCCCCGAAAUAUGAUGACAUCUUUAGAAGAACAAGAUAAGGAUACUCCUAAUCUUUCGCCAAGAUCAGAAAUGUGGGUCACGGAAGGGGUUGAGGAUUAUAACGAAGGUCGGCUAAACUGUGCAAUUUUUUUUGAUCAUUCAGCCUGGUUCGUGUAG
Messenger RNA from Aspergillus caelatus, 549 nucleotides. RefSeq lists its product as uncharacterized. Bases 1 to 549 code for a protein of 182 amino acids. NCBI's taxonomy places the organism in Eukaryota, Fungi, Ascomycota, Eurotiomycetes, Eurotiales, Aspergillaceae. The record is from RefSeq and is a predicted model, not a curated record. The transcript has 6 exons.